AUUCGGAGCCCUCUGCCGGCAGCUGUCCUUUUUCGCUGGACCCCAGGCGGAGAGGCACGGAGCGGACCGAUCCCAACCAAACUGUCGCGAUGAUCCGCUCUCUGUUGGAGACUGCCCAGAGCAGUCCGUUCCCGUCGGUACCGGUGGCCCACUGCGAGCCGGCCGCAGAGCCCGCCCAGCCCUCGCUCGUGCACGGACGCAACAUCGCCGCCUUCAGCACCGCAGAGCCCGAGUACAGCUGCGAGUAUGGCUCGCCCAAGUUUUUCGCCAUCGCCGGCCUGGGCGGAGUGCUGUCGUGCGGUAUCACGCACACGGCCAUCGUGCCGCUCGACCUGGUCAAGUGCCGCCUGCAGACCGAUCCCGAAAAGUACAAGGGCAUCGUCAACGGAUUCCGGGUCUCCAUCCAGGAGGAGGGAGUGCGAGGCCUAGCGCGCGGCUGGGCGCCCACCGCCAUCGGCUACUCGAUGCAGGGCCUCUGCAAGUUCGGCUUCUACGAGGUGUUCAAGCACCUGUACUCCAACAUCCUGGGCGAGGAGAACGCCUACCUGUGGCGCACCUCGCUCUACCUGGCCGCCUCGGCGUCGGCCGAGUUCUUCGCCGACAUCGCACUGGCGCCCAUGGAGGCUGCCAAGGUGCGCAUCCAGACCAUGCCGGGCUUCGCGUCGACCCUGCGCGAGGGCUUCCCCAUCAUCAUGAAGCAGGAGGGCUGGUGGGGCUUCUACAAGGGCGUGGCGCCGCUCUGGGCCCGCCAGAUCCCCUACACCAUGAUGAAGUUUGCCUGCUUCGAGCGUACCGUUGAAGCGCUCUACCAGUAUGUGGUGCCCAAGCCGCGCGCCGAGUGCUCCAAGGGCGAGCAGCUGGUGGUGACGUUCGCCGCCGGCUACAUCGCCGGCGUGUUCUGCGCCAUCGUCUCCCACCCGGCUGACACCGUCGUCAGCAAGCUCAACAUGGCCAAGGGCUCGUCGGCCAUCGACGUCGCCAAGAGCCUGGGCUUCAUGGGCAUGUGGAAGGGCCUGACGGCGCGUAUCAUCAUGAUCGGCACACUGACGGCGCUGCAGUGGUUCAUCUACGACGGCGUGAAGGUGGCGCUGCGCGUGCCGCGGCCGCCGCCGCCCUCCAUGCCCGAGUCGCUCCGGCUCAAGCUUGAGGCCAAGCAGCAGUAGGUCGGAGGCCAAGCGCCAGUAGGGAUGGAGAGGUCCCCGUGCCGCUCCCCGCACUCUAGUCGAAUACUCAGAAGAUGUCGUGAUCUUGCUGCGUGUCGUGGAACCACGUUCAGCUGUUGAGCAGUUGAAUCGGUACUAGGACAAAUCAUAAAUGCUCAUUCUGUUCUUGGGCAUUAUCAAAUGGCGUCAUUCUGAGCAGUAUUUUGAAGAGGAAAUACAAUGCAUAUGUCAGUCAUAUGAAGGAAAUACAUAGGAUGAAACGAC
Molecule: messenger RNA, 1427 nt
Organism: Amphibalanus amphitrite
Lineage: Eukaryota; Metazoa; Arthropoda; Thecostraca; Balanomorpha; Balanidae
Product: phosphate carrier protein, mitochondrial-like
Exons: 6
Coding region: 90-1163 (357 amino acids)
Biological process (GO): mitochondrial phosphate ion transmembrane transport
Cellular component (GO): mitochondrial inner membrane
Molecular function (GO): phosphate transmembrane transporter activity
Source: RefSeq, a predicted model, not a curated record